CUUCCCACCCAUUCCCCCCAUUGAAGAGGGCCCAGAGUUGUGGCUUUGCACCCUCCAACGUACCUUACCUGACCCGGACAUGGGGCCUGACCUGGGGAUGCAGCUGUGAGAAAAAAAGGUUUAUGGCAGGCAAAGUGUACAGAGUACAGAGUACCUCUAACAAGAGAGGGGAAUACCGUGGAAAAAAAGAACGGGAUAGGGAAACGCACCAAAUCAUAUGCCCAACCAGACAAAUCAAUUUUGUCCAGUAUGAUUAGAACUGUGCUUCACUGUUGUCGCCUUAUCCGCUCCAUUCCGCCGCCGCCAAACUUGCCCUGCCCUUCUCAUCUAAACCUUUCUUCCCUUCCACUUUUCCCUUCACAAGUUCACUCGCCCCUCGUUGUCUUCUUCCCGCCCUUCCCCCCUAGGUACAACGUACAUCCUACACCACCUAAACUCUUCUUCCCGUCGAGUCCGUUGCGUAGUCGUACUGGCUCGCCUCUCCCGCGCCCCGGUUCAAAGACCCUGUCCGCGCUGACCAACCAGAAGAGAAGCGUUCGAUAUCCUUCGUCCGCAACGUCCGUCGUCGUCGAAAACGCUCCGGCCCAGCAAGGGGUCCCGGUGGAACCCAUUGUGUGGCAAUUCCUUCAAAACUUUGCUCUCCAUUGGAUGACCCGAUCCAAGGUCGCGGGGCAGCCACAGCUGUUGUUUAUAUCAGCCACACCAAGGCCACCGGUUAGGCACGCUGUCCAACUGGCUUCGUGGUCCCUUCGCCUGUUGUUCUCUCUGUCAGUCAUUUCAAUUCAGGACAAUACUCUCAUGUUACCCUUUUUCAAACAAACUUCUUCCGAAUCACUCGUCAUACGCUAUCCGAGAGGCUCAACAUCCUUUUCACUCGGCUUUCAUGUGUGUUGAGCACAAAUCUGUUUGCCCAGUCUGUCGGAGACUCUUCCUCGUCUAUGUCGCCUUUUGUCACGCAUAUCAUCCUCCUUUAUUGGAGUGUCCAUUUGGUGUUGUAGUACACCCAAUGCAGAUGCUCGACGGGCGAUGUCCGAGUCCUGUUUGUCCAAAUAGCCGCGUGGGGGGCUGCUUGGUCAUUUAGGGAGAAACUUCG
Colletotrichum godetiae is the source of this 1093-nucleotide messenger RNA. RefSeq lists its product as uncharacterized. The transcript has a single exon. The record is from RefSeq and is a predicted model, not a curated record. NCBI's taxonomy places the organism in Eukaryota, Fungi, Ascomycota, Sordariomycetes, Glomerellales, Glomerellaceae. The coding region runs from base 250 to 894 and encodes 214 amino acids.